AUGGCCAAGAACCCAGUUGAAACUUGGCAGACAAAGGCCGAAGUGCCAAGACGAAUUCGCGAUGAGUCGGUAGCCAAGGUCCAACCUCCGCUCUCUGGCAUCCCUGACCCCCUCCCCUUGAACUGCCAGGGUCUCCCCAAGCUUGUUCUCACCCCUCGGGAGCUGGAGCUCACCGAGUCCUACUCCGUGGAGCAACUACUCGCUCAACUCCGCAGUCGAAAACUCUCGUCCGAGGAGCUCACGAGGGCGUUCCUCCGCCGAGCCGCGCUCGCACAUGUAGUCACAAACUGCCUCACAGAACUACUAUGGGACGAUGCUAUUGAGCGCGCCCGUUACCUGGAUUCUUUACCCGAGCCCAUCGGUCCCUUGCACGGGCUCCCCAUCUCCAUCAAGGAGCAUCAGGGAACACUGGGUAAGAACAAGACGUCCAACGCUUCUUAUGUUUCCUACAUUGGAAAGCCCCAGGGCUCGACGCUUCUGUGCGAUAUCCUCUGGGAUGCAGGGUGUGUUCACUUUGCCCGCACAACGCAGCCACAGGCAAUCAUGCAUCUAGAGACGGAGAGCAACAUUUAUGGACGGACUGUGAACCCGUACAACAGAGACGUGACGCCUGGAGGAAGCAGCGGCGGCGAAAGCGCACUGCUCGGUAUCCGAGGUAGUCUUUUCGGAGUUGGCGGAGACAUUGGAGGAAGCAUCCGAGUUCCCGCUGCUCACUGUGGAGUUUAUGGUUUCAAGCCAUCAGCACAGAGACUGCCUAUCGCUGGUGGGACCGGCCACAUGUUUGGACGGGAAUGUAUUCUCGCCACCAACGCCCCGAUUACGGCCGAUCGAGACUCCCUCGAGCUGUUCAUGAGGGUUGUGGUUGAUGCACAGCCGUGGCGCCUAGAGCCCUCUGUCCGGUACCAGCAUUGGGUACCUUAUAAGUUCACCAAACCCCUCAAGGUUGCCAUUCAGUGGUGGGAUGGCGUGGUCAAGCCACACCCGCCCAUGCUUCGAGCUCUUCGCGAAGUCGCCGACGCUUGCAAGAAAGCAGGUAUAAAGGAGAUUAUCUCUGGACUAUUCUAUUCGGACGGUAUAAAGGAGGUACUUAGGUUAAUUAGAGAUACUGAUAAACUAUUACUACUAUUAAUUAAGUUUAUUACUAAGGAGCAGCCUAAUAUAAAGGAGUAUAUAGGUUAUACUACUAUCUGGAAUCUCCUUAAUUAUUCUAGAGCUAUUUUCCUAGUUACUACUAUUAACCCUGAAAAUAAUAUAAAAGAUACCAGCUAUAAGCUAUAUAAUAUAGAAGAUCAGUUUAUAUAUAAAUUAUAUAAUACGGAAUAA
This is a messenger RNA of Clonostachys byssicola, 1323 nucleotides long. The record is from the annotation of a GenBank genome assembly. NCBI's taxonomy places the organism in Eukaryota, Fungi, Ascomycota, Sordariomycetes, Hypocreales, Bionectriaceae.